Adineta steineri is the source of this 4707-nucleotide messenger RNA. Lineage: Eukaryota; Metazoa; Rotifera; Eurotatoria; Adinetida; Adinetidae. The record is from the annotation of a GenBank genome assembly.
AUGACGAGUUCAUCGUCUCCUCGUUUUACCGGUUUUAUUCGUGAUGUACGAUCAUCAAAACAAAAUAUACAACAGACACCGUCACAGCCAUCCAAUACUAAUAUAUCAACAAGUGCUGGUGAACAACAACAACAAUACACAACAACAGCAACAACAUCAAGCACUCGCUCAAGAACUGAUUCAUCAGCUACAUCCUCUAUAGAUCCUUUUCAUUAUCAAGCAUUACAAGAUACGAAUGAAGCGCUAAAAAGUGAAGUACAUCGUUUGGCACGCGCCGAUGAAGAUAAUAACACAAAACUCAAAUUACAGCUUCAACAAUAUGCUGAGCUUCAAGAGGCAUAUAAACAUCUUCAAAAUGAGUACAGACAUCUAACAGAUGUUGAAGAACGUUUUAAUGAAUUACAAACAAUAUAUAAAAAUGACAAGUCAUCUUCUGAAUAUUGUAUACGUGAAAAUGAACAAUUAAAAAGUCAAAAUGAACAUUUACUUAAUGAAUUAACACGUUUAACACAACUUGAAACACGAGAUCGUACACGUUUAGUUGAACAAGCGGAUUUACGUCGUCAAUUUGAUGAAUCAUUAAAUCAAUAUAAUGAAAUAAAACAAAAUUAUACUGAAUUAAAAGAAAAAUAUCUACAAAAUCAACUUAGUUAUGAAAAUGAUAUAAAACAUCUGAAUGAUGAAAAUAUAAAAUUUCGUUUAGAUAAUGAACAAUUACGUACAGCUAAUGAAUUAUUACAUGAAGAAAAAGAUCAAAUGAAAGAAACUCAUGAAACUAUACUUAAAAAACGUUUAGAUGAAAUAAAAUAUCUUCAAAUAGAAAAUCGUGAUUUACAAUCAUUAAAACAAAAAUAUAAUGAAGAACGAGAAACAUUUCAAGCAAUUGAUUUAAGAAAAACACAACUAGAAAAUGAUCUUUUAACAAUGCAAGCUGUACAAGAUCGUUGUCAAGAUUUACAGACAACUGUUGAGCGAUUACAAGCGGAAAUUCAACUCAGCCAGAAAAAAUCCGACGAUCAUGGAAUGGCACUAGCAAAUCUGAACAAAGAAAAUUCUCGGCUUAUCAAAGAACUUGAGAGUGCCUCAAUGCUAAACACGCAAAUGCGCACAGAAAUUAGCAAUGCAACAAAUACUAAUGAACGGUUAAAUGAAGAAUGUGAUCGAUUUCGUUCAAAUAUUUCAACAAAAUCUAAUGAAUGUGAUAUAAAACAACAUGAAAAUGAACAAUUAAUAACUAAAGUGCAUGAAUUAGAAUCAUUAAUUAAAUCUUUACAUGAUACACAUGAUUUACAAAAAACGUUAACUGUUGAACAUGAAGUUAAUAAAUUAGAAUUAAAACGAAAACAAGAUGAUUUCGAACAAUUUCAAAGAAUGCAUGAUAUAACAAAACGAGAACAUCAAGAUACAAUUCAUUUACUUGAAGAUAAAAUUCAUGAUCUUGAGCGUAAAACUGAAUUGCAAUCAUUGAAACAUGAAGAAAUUCUUCUAGAAUUUGAAUCAUUAAAAGCACGACGUGAUAGAAUAUUGCCACAAUCAAGUGGAGUAAUGCUUUCAAAUAAUUCUUCUAGCCCAUUACCAUCACCGCAUCAUUGGCCUAUGCCAAUGAUGGUUGAUUCUCAAACGUCACCAACGGAUGACACUAUUUCUUCAAUACCAUUAUUGCAAGCGCCACAACUACCAACACUACCACCUCCAUCCAUUCAACAACGACCAUUAGUUAAAUCAACGGGUAGUCAAUCAAUACAUCAAACUGAAAAUCAAGAAAUAAAAACUAAAUCCUAUCCAAAUAAUCAAACAGCUCUAAUAGUUAUAGCAAAAUAUUCUUAUGAACCAUUACAAUUUUCUCCAAAUGAUCAUCCAGAAGUUGAAUUACCAUUAAAUAUUGGAGACUAUUAUCUUAUUUAUGGUGAAGUUGAUGAAGAUGGAUUUUUUGAUGGAAGAAAUUUAGAAGGACGAUAUGGUUUAAUACCAUCAAAUUUUAUUGAACCAGUAACAAAUCCACAUGAAUUACCCGAAACAGUUCGACAUAUAAUUCAACGAUUAACUGGAAAAAUACUUACUGAUGAAACAAAUUCACCUCGUCGUGAUCAACCAUUAAAUAAAGAUUCUGAUAUGUUUAAUUCCAAUACAUCGAUUAAUGUGUCAGCUGCAUAUCGAAAACAAUUAACACCUACAUUAAAUGCAACGUCAUUAGAUAGUUCAACUAUGAAUGGUCUUUCUUUUGGUAAACAUGUUCCUUGUCCUACAAAUCUUCGUGUUGAAAAAUAUUUAACUAAUAGUGUUUUAAUUGCAUGGAAUCCUCCAUCAUCACCAAUACAAAUUCUUGGUUAUCAAGUAUUACUUGAUCAUUCAUUGCAUACAACAGUACGUGUUAAUGAACGUACACGAGCAUUAAUUGAAAAUAUAAAUUUAAAUGAAAAACUUCAUCGUAUAAGUAUACGUACAAUAACUCAACGUGGUUUAUCUCGUGAUCAAGAAUGUACAUUAUUAUUAACAAUGUCGGGUGCAAAUGGAAAUUCAAAUGAUUUAUCCUAUGCUCCAAGUGAUUUACGUAUUGAUCGUAUAAAUCAAACAUCAGCAGUUGUUUCUUGGUGGCCAGCAUCUAAUGAUAUUGUUCAUAAAUUAUUUGUUAAUGAUAUUGAUGUUCAAACACUUAAAGCUGGUGUUUAUCGAUUUAAAUUAUCUGGUUUAAUACCAAAUACAGUACAUAAAGUAACAAUUAAAGCUAAACCAACAAAUGUAACCAAUGCUCAACAACAAUUAGCAGCUUCAAUUGAAUUUCGUACAACAUCAUUUGAUGAAUCAAUUGAACCACCAAAACGUGUACAAGUUAUUGCUGGGCCACAAGCAAAUACUUUACUUAUAUCUUGGGAACAACCAUCGUCAACAACAACAACAGCUCGUGGAUAUCGAGUUCUUGUUGAUGGACGACAAUUACAUGAUAUAACAAAUCCAUUAAAUGAUCAUACUGUCAUCAAUAUGAAUACAUUACAUCACGGAAGAUUUCUAACAGUACGAACAUUAACAGAAAAUGAUGGUGAAUCACAUGAUUCAACUCCAAUUGAUCUUGAUGAAAUAUUAAAAAAAUUGGAUAUGGAUAUUCCACCGACGAUAGUACCAAUUGUUCCAGAAGAACCAUUUGAAAAAGAAACUAUACCACUUACUGCAUCAUCUUCAAUAACAUUAAGAACAACAUCAGAUGAUGAUAUGACGAAUUCUGAACAACUACAACCACAACAACCAUUACUUCCACCUUCUCUUCCACCACCACCGCCACCACAACCAAUUAUCGAAACACAAUCUAAGGUAUCACGUCCACAAGAAGCAACGCCGCCACCACAAUCAACAACAACAACAACAACAACAACGAAUAUUCAACCAGUACGACAACCUUCCACAAUCAUUUCUCAACCAACAACAACAACUAAUACUCCAUCACCACCAAUAAAAGCUUCAACACCAUAUCCCGAUAAAAUGCGUCCAAUAUCAAAGUCAUCUACUAGACCAAGUGGUGUAACACCAAUACAAUCACCAUCGAGAUCUUCAUCAAUGAAUACUGAUGUACCACAAAUUGAAAUUAAUUCUCCAAGUCCCAAUAGUCCUGUAGUUACAUCGAAUAUUAAAUCAAAAAAUGGUAAUCGUGAUCAACAUGAACAACCAUCACAACGUUUCGGUUAUGAUGCAUAUAUAAAACAACAAGAUGAAACUUCAACACAUAUCAAAUCACCUAAUACACAAAGAAAACCUUCAAAAACAUCCACAACUAUAUCACCAAUUAGAACACGUGAGCAUUCAGAUGGAAGACGAUCAUCAGCUACACCCAUCAAUGGUAAUCCACAUAUAAAUAAAGCAAAAAUAUCAUCACCACGACAUACAUCAACAUCAUCUGAAGAACAACAUAUGACUCCAACACCAAUGAAACCUGUUAAAAUAAAAGAACAAACAACAUCAAUACCACAAACAACACAACCGCCUCCAAUAAUGAAUAGUCAUUUAAUUAAAGCAAAUCAUGCACCACCACGUUUAUUUAUUGCUUUAUUUGAUUAUGAUCCAAAUGCUAUGUCACCUAAUAAAGAUAAUGAUGAAGAAUUACCAUUUAAAGAAGGACAAUUAAUUAGAAUUUAUGGUGAUCAAGAUGCUGAUGGUUUUUAUGUAGGUCAAACAGAAAAUGGUCGUUCUGGUUUUGUACCAAGUAAUAUGGUUUCGGAAAUACAACUUGAUGAUGCAGAAAUUGAAGCACAUUUACUUGCUGGUACUAUUAAUUUAGAAAAUUCCAAUCGUAUAAUAGGAACGUCAGCAACAGCAGCAGCAGCACCACCAUUAACAGCAGCAGCAGCGCCAGUACCAGCAUCAAAACGAAUAUCACCUGGAGCAAAUCCAUCUAAUGUUAAACCUUCUACACAAUCUAUUAAAAAAAUGAUUGCCAUGUUUGAUUAUAAUCCAACUGAAACUUCUCCAAAUGCAAAUCCAGAUGAAGAAUUAUCAUUUCGUUCGGGUGAUACUAUUUAUGUCCAUGGUACCGUUCACGAUGAUGGAUUUUAUCUUGGAGAAUUACCGAAUGGAACAAAAGGUCUUGUUCCAUCGAAUUUCCUUAAAGAAGUAUCAUCAACAACUAUUGAUGAUAAUUCUAUUCAACAUGAUAACGAACAAAUCAUUCCUAAUGAAACGAAGAAAACAUCUUAUCGUCGUGGUCCACAUCAAGUGUAA